GAGUUUGCCCCCUCGGAUGAGGAGCUGGAGGCCUAUCGGCGUGGGGAGGAGUGGGACCCAGUGAGAGCCAAUGAACGGCGCCGGCUGCGGGAGCUGGCAGCCCAGCAGGAGGAGGCGGAGCUUGAGCGUGGCCCCGCCCCCCCCGGCCCCCCCACCGACUACAAGGACAAAUACCGGCAUCUGAUUGGCUGCGAGGCCGCCAAGGCCGCCGCCCGAACCAUGGAGGCCAAUAAGGCGUACGGCUGUGGUGA
Phasianus colchicus (ring-necked pheasant) is the source of this 251-nucleotide messenger RNA. The record is from RefSeq and is a predicted model, not a curated record. Lineage: Eukaryota; Metazoa; Chordata; Aves; Galliformes; Phasianidae.